Molecule: messenger RNA, 768 nt
Organism: Panicum virgatum (switchgrass)
Lineage: Eukaryota; Viridiplantae; Streptophyta; Magnoliopsida; Poales; Poaceae
Exons: 1
Coding region: 1-768 (255 amino acids)
Source: RefSeq, a predicted model, not a curated record
AUGGACGAAUUCUCCACUGCCAUCAAGAAUCAGUUUAGUUUCAACAAGAUGAUUGAGACUCAACUAGCUCAAGUGGCUGCUACCAUGCCCCCUGCUUUGGAGAAUGUUAAGGCUAUAACCACACGAGGAGGUAAAACUACUCAAGACCCACCUUAUCCUAACCAUGUUAACAGAAAGAAAGCAAGCCCAGUGGCAGAAGAACCACCUCGGGAGGAGGAACCCGAGAAGGUUCAUGAAGGGAAGACGGCUCCGCAUGAAUUUUAUGAUACCCAAGUAUUACCGUUCCCUAUGAGGGCAAGGAAGCCAAGUACAGAUGAGCAGUUCAGCCGCUUUGUUGAGAUAAUACAACAAGUGAACAUCAAUGUACCCUUGAUGGAUGCGAUGAAGGUUCCGACCUAUGCUCGUUAUAUCAAGGACAUAAUCAACAACAAGCGACCACUGCCAACUACCGAAGUAAUCAAGCUCACUGAGGCAUGUAGUGCAGCUAUACUUCAACAAUUGCCCGAGAAGAAGAAGGAUCCAGGAUUCCCAACUAUCAGAUGUUCGAUAGGGGCACAGAACUUCGACAAAGCCUUAUGUGAUUUGGGAGCCAGUGUUAGUGUGACGCCAAAGGCGGUCUUCGACCAACUCAACUACACAGAGUUGACACCAACACCCAUGCAGUUGCAAUUGGCUGACUCCUCAGUACAGCACCCAGAAGGAAUAGCUGAGGAUGUCCCCGUGAGAGUAUGGGACAGUUUUGUCCCAGUCGAUUUUUGUGGUACUUGA